Molecule: messenger RNA, 1179 nt
Organism: Morone saxatilis (striped sea-bass)
Lineage: Eukaryota; Metazoa; Chordata; Actinopteri; Moronidae
Biological process (GO): positive regulation of Arp2/3 complex-mediated actin nucleation; actin cytoskeleton organization
Cellular component (GO): SCAR complex; lamellipodium; cytoskeleton
Molecular function (GO): Arp2/3 complex binding; protein kinase A regulatory subunit binding
Source: RefSeq, a predicted model, not a curated record
UAGACCAGAAUGCCGUUGGUGAAGCGGAACAUUGAGCCCAGGCACUUGUGCCGUGGGGCUUUGCCAGAUGGGGUGACCAGUGAACUGGAGUGUGUUACCAACAGCACCCUGGCAGCGAUCAUCAAACAGCUGGGCAGUCUGAGUGAGUAUCAUGUGGAUUUUCGGGCCGAGCUGUUUAAUGAAGACACGUUUUAAAUGAGGAUGAAAGCAAGCUGCCAGGAGAGAGUGGACCAGCUGGCGUGCACACAGGAGAACUCGACUCACUGUGGAGUCUCCCUGCAGGAUAUUAACAUGCGGAAGGCCUUUAAGAGUAGCACCAUCCAGGACCAGCAGGUGGUGUCGAGGACCUCCGUCCCCAACCCUGUGGUGGAGAUGUACCACCGCUGUGACAAACCUCCUCCGCUCAACAUCCUCAGCCCCUAUAGGGACGACAAGAAGGAUGCACUGAAGUUCUACACCGACCCCUCGUACUUCUUCAACCUGUGGAAAGAGAAGAUGCUGCAGGCCACCGAGGACAAACGCAAGGAGAAGAGACGGCAGAAGGGCUGUCCGGCCCACCCUGACAGGCCCCACUCCAGACAGGCCCCACCCAGGAGCCCCCUGUCCAUCUCUGAGCAGCAGAAGCAGGUUGAGGACCCGGGCAGAGAGGUGAAGAAGGUGCGUAAGGCUCGUAACCGGCGUCAGGAGUGGAACGUCCUGGCCUACGACAAAGAGUUCAGACCAGACCCCAGGCUCACCCCCUCCCCUUACCAUGGCAUGUCCUCUGAAGGCUCCCUGUCCCCUGAUAGCAGGUCAAUGGCGUCCGACUCCUACCCAGCCAGCCCCAACCACCCCUCCACCCAGGCCCCCAGCGCCGUCCACCCCACCGACCUCCACGCCAGGGACCACCUCAGCGCCGCGGCCCAGACUCAGUCACUGGAUCGGGGUCUCAGGCCGGCAAACCAGCCCCCGGGAACCGGAGGGCCACCGGCGGCAGGGCGACACGCGGCCUCCCUGGGCAGAGCCCCAUCAGGACACGGGGUCCAGGGUGGUGGAGAUCCAACGGUUAACGGGCCGAGGCAGCAGUCGGUUAAGGAAUACCGGGCCGGGCACGGCGGCCAGCCCUCCACCAUCCCAGAGUACUAUAUCCCACCCGCCCCUCCCCCUCCUCCCCCCAACCAUCCCCUCCGCCCAGACAGC